AUGCUCGCCUCCAUCUUCGCCCUUGCUCUCCUGCCCUUGUCGGCUCUCUCUCUCACUGUUAACAACCCUUCCACGACAGUAACCUCUGGCGGGAACCUCACCAUCACAUGGUCUUCCACCACCAGCGACCCAUCCACCUUCCUCAUCGAACUCUCCAACGUCGACUUCAACAGCCAGUUCGCCAUCGCGAACAACGUCAACACUAGCCUGAACACAAUCACGGUGGAACUGCCUGAGGUCAAUGCUGGGAGCGGCUUCACAAUACAGUUUGUGAACAUUGAGAAUAACAGCCAAAUUUACGCGGAGACCAGCGAUUUCUCAAUCGCGAGCGCUGCCUCUGGAUCUGCUGCUUCGACGGUCGCCGCCACGACUGCAACGGGCUCGGCAGCUUCGACAGCUUCGGUAGCUUCAACGGCCACCGCUUCGGCCUCUCUCAGUGUAUCUGGCUCGGUCACUGUGACAGUGUAA
Messenger RNA from Guyanagaster necrorhizus, 468 nucleotides. RefSeq lists its product as uncharacterized. NCBI's taxonomy places the organism in Eukaryota, Fungi, Basidiomycota, Agaricomycetes, Agaricales, Physalacriaceae. The coding region runs from base 1 to 468 and encodes 155 amino acids. The transcript is spliced from 2 exons. The record is from RefSeq and is a predicted model, not a curated record.